CUGAUCAUUCCUUCCCAUCUCGUCGUCUUCUUCUUCCCCAAGCUCUCUCUCCUCUCUGAUCCCCUUCCCAAACUCCUUCAAUUACUAGUAUCCGACAUUAUUGAGUGAAAUUGUGAGCAACGAGGUCUGUCCAUCACACUCCCCCAGCUUCACCAUCUGCAAGAAUCAUCUCCCAUGCCCUAUUAGCAGAGGCGCCGCACUCGCUCUCCCGCCGCCUUUUUCCGAGCAUCGUGUUUACCCUUCUGCCCCCCUUUUGCCAAUUCCGGAUGCGGAACCUGCGGCUGCGCUCCGAAUGGCGUCGAGCGGGUCGGCGCGCCCAUCCGGUCGUGGAUGGAUGCCGGCAGCGACCGUGGAGGUUGCUGUCGAGGAAUCAGGAGGCGUCGUGUCGAUCUCUAGGCUCCCCUUGGCGUAGUGCGGAGCUUUCCGUCGCUUGCCUAGUUGCCCCCCUCAUCGAUGUCGCCAUGAAGGAAUCGGUUCUUAUGUGACAUUGAAUCGAUCAACGCAAGAGGCGAGAUGGCUAAAAACCGCGUGAUCUUUAUUUGCUACUACUGGAAUGAAAAUGAUAGCACACGCUUAGAAGGUAUUCCAUUGAACUUCUUAGUGUUGGGCUCUAUCUUUCACACAAUAUAUAUGUAUGCAGAGCAAAUCGAUUGCUUGUGGUUCUGGUGUUUAAUGUCGUGUAGUUUCUGACUCUCGUUGUUGCCAGGUGUUAGAGCUCUGGUUAUGCAUCAACAGAUCAACCGAACUAGGGAAAUAUUCGAUCGGCUUGGUGAUCUCAUGGUUGUAUUGGUGAUCUCAGGCCACAGUCUCGCCUCAAAACUUAUUUUAGAUGUGUUUGAACCAACGGUGGAUGUGCAUUGUUAGGUUACUUUAGAGCCUGUUUGGGACUGCUCUGCUCCUUAAAAUUCAGUUCUGCUCCAGAAAAAACAAGCCAAACGGGGUAGCUCCACGAUAUGCUGCUCCACAAAAAAACUAGAAUCUGGGAUACAACUUCAAAGUUUUUAUGAAGCUCCUGAGAGGGUGCUCCAGAAAAGACUAGAAGCUGGAGUUGGGGAAAAAUUACCCACCAUUGCCACCAGUAAGUGGAUACCCUUUCAUUUCUUUCCCCUCAACCAAUCAAAUAGAUUAUUUCCACCAAAUUUUCUAUUCUUGAAGCUGGAGCUAGAUGGAAGCCAAACAUUCUCUUGAUAGUGCUAUAGCUUCUGUAUGAAACUUCUACAAAGUGAAUUUGACGAAGUGAAGCUGAUUUUGGUGAAUUGAAGCAGUCCUAAACAGGCCCUUAGACGCAGAAAAUAUCUAUAAAAGGAAAUAGAUAGGUUCUUCAGUUUCUCUAUGGAUUUUGAUUGUGAGGGAAUGAUGAGGCAAAUCUACAUACACGUAGGCAAGAAGCUGAGAACAGAUGCCAACUAAGGUGUCAAAAGUAAUGGAUCAUACAUACAGAACAAAACCAAGAAAGCAUCUCCUUUUGGAGGACCAAUGGACCAUAGAUAUGAUAAAGACAUAAACAUGCUUUUGGAGGUACUGCCACAAAUCUAGUUCAUGCUGAGCUACACGUAUGCUAGAUUUAGACUAUGGAAUUUGCAUACAUCAAUGCUAUAAAGGAAUUUCUGACGGCUUGGUUGCACAUAAGCCAUAAAGCAUGGAUAACCUUGAUACGUGGAAGCAGAUAUAUGUGAUGUGCAGAGAUAUCUAAAUUUUCCCUUGAUGCUUCGGGUUUGCUCAUUCUAUAUCUGCAAGAGGACAUUAGAGUGAAAACUCAAAUUCUGUAGCAAACGAUAAGAGUAUGAGAAGUUUCUUUCCUUCCAUAUGCUUAAAACUGCAUAUAGAUUUGUGUAGAGACCUGUACUGGACCUGACUGUCUAUUUACUGGAUAAAACAUCGGAGUGGCACGUUUUUAAUUGUAUGAAUGCAAGCUAUCUGUAAACCGACAUGAUGUGUAUGGUAACCCAACAUAAAAAACAAGAGAAUUUAAUGACAUAAUUUUUUUUAUGAAUGGUAGAGCCAUCAGUUCUAAAAAAUACUCCCAAAAUAAGUGUCUCAACUUUGUACUAGCUCUAGUACAAAAUUGUACUAAACUUGAGACAGUUAUUUUGGGACGGAGGGAGUAUAUUAUAGUUAAGGAGGGCAUACAUGAUAUGCAGGAAGAGACAGGGCACUAGCCACCUAAAUUUGUGUUUUCUCAGAAAACAAGUAGUCACCUGAUGUGUCUUUGGACCAUAUUUAGUUGUAAAUGUAUUACUCCGUCCGAUCCAUAUUAGUUAUCACUGAAAUGUAUGUAUCUAGACGUAUUUCAGUGCUACAUACAUCCGUUUGAGCGACAAUUAAUAUGGAUCGGAGGGAGUAUUAAAAGUAACUUUUAAUGACCUUUACCAUAUUAUUAUGUGAGAGCACAAUCCUCAAUGUGAUUUUACAGAAAGAAGGGGGUGCCUGGUGAGGUAUCUAAUAGCUGAAGUGCGAUAUAGUUUGGUUGCUCGUUAAAAAUGUCAUGAGCAUGGUGAACAAUGGUUUUGUAUACAGAAAAACAUUGCCACAGGAAUGUUCACUGGACAAAGGGAAAGGGAUGUCACUGUAGGGGUGGAUAGUGAGAUUGUGCUUUGGUAUCUUCCUGGACCCACUUUGGCGGUCAGAAUGAGGGAUUUGCAAAAAAAUGAUAUAUAAGCAAUUUAUCCUUCUGUAUAUGCAAGCAUCAUUCAGGGACGGUACUGACUGCGUAGCUUGCAGAUAUAAAAUAUUUGUGCCCAUUUGCUCUCAUGACAAUGAUCAAUCCAGGUACUUUUUCCUGAGCUGUUCCCUGUAUAGGCUCUCUGGUUAUUUCAAUUUCUUUUAUCCAUGCCAGAUACUAUUAUCAAGUUGUGAUGCUGACUAGAGGUGAAGAGCAAUCAUAGGAUCAAUCAUUGAAUGAAUCUAUUUGACUCCUUUUGCGAAAAACUGUUGGUUUUGCCACGUGGUCCAGUGUGCUGAGAUCCUUUUUCUAUAACAAUUGGAAGGAACUAUUGCGAUUUGCCUCUUUGUCCAACUUUUCUUUGGCUGAGGCUCAAAGUAAGCAUUUCGUGGAUCUGUUCUAAUUCUCCAUCGUUCUCUCAGAUUUUAUCACAAGAACAUGUUUGAACUUUGAGGGGCACGAAAAGAUAUUUAUCCGAUAACAAUGCGACCCAUGCCAAUUUGUCGCAUACAGAUUAUUAUUUUUCCUGAAAUCUCAGGACAACUUUACACAUAAAGGUCACAGUAUCCUAUUUUUAUUUUUACAUGCAAAGCAGUUGGCCUUUAGCUGAACAGGGUACCGAUGUAAGCUAAUCAUAUUUUCAUCCUUUUUAGGUGAAUGAAACAGUUUUUUGUGUUAAGUUGCUUGCCCAAUAGAUAUCAGUUGAACACCAGUUCGAUGUUGAUAGACACAGAAUGAGAACACUGCUUGGCUUACCCUUGUUUUAGUCUUUGACUGUGCUUUUCAUAUAUGAGUUGGUACCUAUAGGGAGUUGGAAAAGUUGCCAUCUACAGGCUCAGGUCGUGUGGUAGGCUACUAGGUGUAGCUCAAAGUGUUGUUUCUGUUGUAACUUGUGUGGUUUAACAAAUUAUAGGAACACUAGCUAACUGAAUCGUAACCCCAGGCUUAAUUAAUUUCCUUUUGAACUGGUUCUUCCUUUUUCAUCUGAUAGAGGAACAAAACAAAUUGCACUUGGAACUUCUUCACUCGUUGAAAUGUGCGGAUGUAUUCUCUGACUUCUUGGCAAUCAAUCAUGAGAAAUUUUAGCAUUUGGGGCUGCAAAUUUGUUUGAAGUUCACUCUAAUCAAAAUGUAUUUACUGCAUGUAGAGAGGCACUAAAACAAUAUAAUAUCUCGCUUUAGAUGUGGAUAUGCCAUGUCACUCUACAAACAAAUGGUGCUUCCAGCUAACAUUUUGAGAUCUGUUUGGAUGGUGUUUGCUGGGAGAUAGCCCAUAUGCCUUCAAACUGAAUUUUGCUUUCCUCUGCUUUGAGCUGUGGUAGUGGUAAACCAGCCUGGAGUGGUUCAAACCCUCACACUUGUUUUACUUGAACCGCUGUAUAUCUUAUGAAGAGCUACAGCCUACGGGAAUCCGCAUAUAUUCAAGUCGCUCUCCAAAAUGUGGAUAGCUUUUGCACACCGUGGCAAUCAAAUCAUCUACGCAUGCAAGAUGCUAACCUUUGCUAUCCAGAGCUCCUACAAGUUAUAUGUGCAUUGUGAAGCUUGCUCUAGCCUGUACGAACUUCACUUUGCCACUUUUCACUCGUUCAUUCAUAUAAAUGGAUUAUUCUAACUUGAGGCGACAAGCCGCGUCUUUGAAAAAGGGCCUCUUUGAUCAGGGACACCUUGAUGAGCAAUUUCGUCAGGUGGAGGACUUGCAGGAUGAAGCUAGUCCUAAUUUUGUGGAAGAAGUUGUCGUGGUGUUCUUUAAAGAUUCUGGCAGGCUAAUAACAAACCUUGAGCAAGCUCUGGAGAAGUACCCCAGAGAUUUCAACAGGUGGGAUGCAUACAUGCAGCAACUGAAGGGCAGCUGUUCCAGCAUCGGUGCUUCUAGGAUGAAGAAUGAAUGCAUGUCAUUCAGGGAUAGCUGUGGGCAACGUAAUGUUGAAGGUUGCAUGGGGUCUUUCCAGAAACUGAAGAGGGAGCAUGCUGUCCUGAGGCAGAAACUAGAAUCCUAUUUCCAGCUGUUGCGACAAGCUGGUCCUGCUGGAGCGGCCACUAGACCUGUCAUGUAAAUACUGGAGAGCUUUUGGCAUUCGGCAUUCGCAAGGCGCACUGAUUAUGGAGCAAGUACCCCAGAAAUACUAUGAUGCCAGCCUCUACAUCAUAUCAUGCUGGGAGUAGGCGCAACUCUGCCGUCUCUACAACAAAUCAACAUACCACCCUUAGAUAUGAUGAUACUCGUUUAUAAAAAAGAAAUAAGGAGAGAUGAGAGGCCUGCUGGUCGAGCUGCAAGUAAAUACGAGCGUAAAAGAUGGAAUCGAAUUUGCUUGUUUCUAAUAAAGAUGCAGUUUAUCGA
Messenger RNA from Hordeum vulgare subsp. vulgare (domesticated barley), 4999 nucleotides. RefSeq names its product pseudo histidine-containing phosphotransfer protein 1-like. The transcript has 7 exons. The coding region runs from base 4260 to 4715 and encodes 151 amino acids. Gene Ontology annotation, molecular function: histidine phosphotransfer kinase activity; protein histidine kinase binding. Gene Ontology annotation, biological process: phosphorelay signal transduction system; cytokinin-activated signaling pathway; phosphorylation. Gene Ontology annotation, cellular component: cytoplasm; nucleus. The record is from RefSeq and is a predicted model, not a curated record. NCBI's taxonomy places the organism in Eukaryota, Viridiplantae, Streptophyta, Magnoliopsida, Poales, Poaceae.